AUGGCCGUGCUCCGGAGCGCGGGCGCCGCGCACCUGUUGAGCACAGGACUCGCUACGCUGACCCUGAACUACUGGACGCUGAGCUUCAACUUCAACAUCAUCACGAACACAGAGGGCCAGCACAGGCACACCACGCGGCCCAUGAAUUGCCACAAGUGGAACAAUUCCGCGCUGAACGUGACUGGCCACACGGACCACCCCACCCAGAUUGCGAAGGACUACUGGACACUGAAAAUCAACUCCAACAUCAUCACGAACAUAGAGGGCCAGCACAUGCAGGAUUACAACACGCUGACCCUGAACGACUGGACGCUGAAUUUCAAAUUCAACAACCUCACGAACACAGAGGGCCAGCACGGGCAGGACUGGGCGCUGAGCUCCAAGAUCAACAUCUUCACGAACACAGAGGGCCAGCACAGGCAGGACUACGACACGCUGACCCCGAACUACUGGACGCUGAGCUUCAAUUUCAACAUCCUCACGAACACAGAGGGCCAACACAUGCAGAACUACACCACGCGGCCCCUGAAUUUCCACCAGUGGAACGAUUGCACGCUGAACGUGACUUGCCACAUGCUGCUUCAGACGACGCACAAGACCAGGCUGAAUGGCAGCAACAAUACGGACACCUACACGAUGAGGAAAGAGCUCCCAGGGAUCAUCGCCAUCACGCAGGAGAUCGAAGGCUACAAGUACACCCUGGACUCCCCCCUCAGGAAGAGCGACACCCCAGAGGACAAGAAACGCCUGCAGGAGAUAGGGACAUCGAGGCAGAACACAGAGGGCCAGCACGUGCAGGAUCACGCCACGCGGCUCCUGAAUUACUACCAGUGGAACAAUCGCACGACGAACGAGACUUGCCACCUGGACCACUACAUCCACACCCAGCUCGCGAAGGCACAUACCGACAUCCCUAUUCGUGUCAUGCCCAUCCUGUUCACGGACCUCAACCAAGGGCCAGGGCGACGAUCACGACAGCGCCGCACCGACAACGCAAUCGGCAGCUACCAACCCAGCGACGAGACCGAGCUCGGACGCUUGAUUCACGGCAAGUUCCUGACGCACCAGCUGACAGCCAUCAACAUGCACACCGACGUCGGCAAUACCUACUACGAGCACAACAAAGCCAGAUCAAGUAUCAACUACUUCACCGGCCACGACAACUUCAUGGAAAUCGUGAAGCACGUGAAGCUGAAUUGGAAGAUCCACACCAAGUUGAGUAGCCUACUACAUGUUGCCGACCACAUCCCCAUGAUUACGCAGAUCAAGAUGCCUGCCAGCGGCGCCAACAUCACGAACAACAACACCCGCUGGGACUAUGGCCUACUUGCUGCUGGGCUCCAGACGGGCGCCCACCGUGCGUCCUCUAUCAACGACGCCUACGCCGAGAUUAGCAAAGACAAGGAGGCCCUCCGAGUUGUCCAGAUGGAUCAGUGGGCUCCCCCCGAGGCCAGCGCGAGCACCUCUUCCCUCCUCUCGGCGACAACGCGCGACGGGGCGGACACCGACGACGAGACAAACCCCACCUUCGAGUGCAACAUCGGAUGCCGCCCCUCGUCCGCCAUCGAGGACGCCCCUGAUGCAAGCGCGUCCAACUGCCAGUCGGUGGAACACAUCGCGGGCAGCGACCUACGGCUCGAAGGGCUCGGGCACCGCUACGACGUCACCAAGCAGAAGCUGGUGAUCGGCGCGCCCAUGUGGGAGGGCCAGGCGGUCCACCACCGAGGCGCGGCCCCAGUGGGCUCGCCCGAGGAGGAGGUAGGCCACUGGCUAGAGACGCUCGAGCAGUGA
Molecule: messenger RNA, 1791 nt
Organism: Prorocentrum cordatum
Lineage: Eukaryota; Dinophyceae; Prorocentrales; Prorocentraceae
Source: the annotation of a GenBank genome assembly